AGUAAUGGAAAGUGCGGGGAAAUAAAAGCAAUAUUAUGUGCGUAGGAAAGCUCAUACCGAUUCAUGUUCGGUAUUAUUUUGUACUCUUGAACCCUGAAUUCAGACUUUCAUUCGCAACGCGACUGCGGUGUGGUGCGGUGUACUUGUAGCAAUGCUAAUUUCGUUCUAUAGUACAAAAAAUAUGACAUAUUGAAGAAACCGUAAUUAAAAUAAAUGUUCCCUCACUUGUGAUCGAUUAGAAAGAAACAAUAAUCUAAUUAACUUUUUUUUAUAUUUAUUCUAAAGAAAUCUAUAACCGAUUUUGUGUUGAAUUUUGUUUUUGAACUAAAACGGCUAUUUAAUACUUUUUAAUAUCGUGGCAAUGGCAACUUCGGCAAUUUAUGAAACUGCACCUCUGGGAAUCCAACAGCUGAUAUCCUUAAGUAGCUUGAGGAUCCAACAAAAGAAGACCCUUUGCGUCGGCAGCGAGUAUACCGUGCUGAAUGAAGACGGCGAAGAGAUCCUUUACGGGAAGGAAGAUGCCGCGGUCCUGAGUACGCUGUUCAGCGGGAAGCAUCGUUCCUUCAACAUGCACAUUGUGGAUAGUCAAGAAAAUAUGGUGAUAUUCCUUCGGCGGCCUCAUACCUUGGGGCUGGACAAACUCGAGGUGAGAGUUGACAACGUCCUGGUCAGCAUAGUGCGCCCUCAGCCGACAUUCGUGAAGCCGGUGUUCAGCAUCAACGACGCAUCAGAUAAACCGGUCCUUAGGGUCAAAGGCAAGCAUUGUACCAGUGCAAAUCACGAAUAUGAGGUGUUAGCGGUCAACAAAGAACGCAUCGGUGGUAUCAAGAAGCACGGAGCCGGCGUCGUGACCGAAAUAUGCACCAGUCAUUAUUACAUCCAGUUCCCGGCCGACUUACAUGUCGAUUACAAAGCUGCUUUACUCGCCACUUGCUUCUUGAUCGAAUAUAUGUUCUUCGAAAAAUGAAGCAAUUGUUUUAUCAAAACAUGGACACAGGACCUAUUAUCAAAUCUGAUUAAGGCGCUUUUUAACAGUAACUGUAGCUAAAAUUUAUGUUUCAUUUUCAUGCAAUUCUGAGACUUGAAUAGGAUAAUAAAAAUAUAGUACAUUCGA
Molecule: messenger RNA, 1114 nt
Organism: Bombyx mori (domestic silkworm)
Lineage: Eukaryota; Metazoa; Arthropoda; Insecta; Lepidoptera; Bombycidae
Product: phospholipid scramblase 2
Exons: 5
Coding region: 362-967 (201 amino acids)
Biological process (GO): plasma membrane phospholipid scrambling
Cellular component (GO): plasma membrane
Molecular function (GO): phospholipid scramblase activity
Source: RefSeq, a predicted model, not a curated record